AGCGUAGUGGCAUGCACACAGGGUAAUUAAGCAACACGAAUACAUCACCGAGAUACUACCACCACCACCUCCUAAGCGGCUGGUUUAUUACUAGCUGGGCUAGCUGACAUGGCAGAGGUGCAUGCCCCGCACGUCGUCGUGCUCACCAGCCCCGGCGCAGGGCACGUCGGCCCGGUGGUCGAGCUCGCCACGCGCCUCGCCGCGCACCACGGCUUCACCGCCACGAUCGUCACCUACAGCAACCUCUCCUCGCCCACGCACUCCUCCGCUCUCGCCUCCCUCCCGCCACGUCUCUCCACCACGGAGCUCCCCGAGGUGUCCCUCGACGACCUCCCCGCCGAUGCGCACAUCGUGACGCGCAUCCUAACUGUCGUGAGACGCACGCUGCCGCACCUCCGCACGCUGCUCCGCUCCCUCCUCGACGCCCCCGCCGGCGUCACGGUCUUCUUGACCGACAUGCUCUGCCCUGCGGCGCUCGCCGUUGCCCAAGAGCUCGGCGUGCCGCAGUACGUCUUCUUCACCUCGAACCUCAUGUCGCUGGUCUCGCUGCUUUACACACCGGAGCUCGCCAGGACAACCACCUGCGAGUGCCGCGACCUCCCGGAGCCCGUCGUCCUCCCGGGGUGCCUGCCGCUGCAUGGAGCCGACCUCGUAGAACCCGUCCAGGACCGCUCCAACCCAGUGUAUCCUCUCAUGAUCGACCUGGGCCUCGACUACCUUCAAGCCGAUGGUUUCAUCGUCAACACCUUCGACGCCAUGGAGCACGAGACUCUGGAGACGUUCAAAGUGCUUUCCGACAAGGGUGUGUACCCUCCGGCCUACGCGGUGGGCCCGUUCGUCCGGUCGUUCUCCGACGAAGCGGCCAAGCACCACUGCAUGCGGUGGCUUGACGGGCAGCCGGACGGGUCAGUCUUAUACGUGUGUUUCGGCAGCGGCGGCACCCUGUCUACCGUGCAGACCGCUGAGAUGGCGGCCGGGCUGGAAGCCAGCGGGCAGAGGUUCCUGUGGGUCGUGCGGUUCCCCAACGACAAGGACAGCAGCGCAAGCUACUUUGGGACGACGACCCACGGCGACGACCCGCUGAGCUACCUGCCGGAGGGGUUCACCGAGAGGACCAGAGAUGCCGGGCUCGCCGUGCCGCAGUGGGCGCCGCAGGUGGAGAUCCUGGAUCACCGCGCCGUGGGAGGGUUCCUAUCUCAUUGCGGGUGGAACUCCGCCCUGGAGGCGGUGGCCGCGGGCGUGCCGUUGCUGGCGUGGCCGCUGUUCGCCGAGCAGAGGAUGAACGCGGUGAAGCUGUCGUCGGAGCACGUCGGGCUGGCUCUGCGGGUGAGGGCGCGGGAGGACGGAGUGGUGCCACGGGAGGGGGUGGCCGCGGUGGCGAGGGAGCUGAUGGUGGGGGAGAAGGGCGCCGCGGCGCGGAAGAAGGCGCGCGAGCUGCGAGCGGAGGCGCAGAAGGCGUCGGCUCCGGGCGGACCUGCUCACCAGAUGCUCGCAGCCAUCGCCAACACGUGGAAGUGUGCGGCUGAUCCGGCGGUUGGAGCUGGUGGAGUGUGAAGAUUUGAUCGUGUCGUACGUGUGACUUGUGCUUUGCCGGCCGGCGAGUCGCCGCGACCGCGCGACGUGUCUGAGUGCGUGCAACGUUGCUGUAUCCGUAUGUCUGUGCACCGUAUGUUAUGCUGAUGUCUAUUUUUGCGUCCUCA
Phragmites australis (common reed) is the source of this 1700-nucleotide messenger RNA. Its product is annotated as hydroquinone glucosyltransferase-like. The transcript has a single exon. The record is from RefSeq and is a predicted model, not a curated record. Lineage: Eukaryota; Viridiplantae; Streptophyta; Magnoliopsida; Poales; Poaceae. The coding region runs from base 109 to 1554 and encodes 481 amino acids. Gene Ontology annotation, molecular function: UDP-glycosyltransferase activity.